Messenger RNA from Dendronephthya gigantea, 4307 nucleotides. RefSeq lists its product as uncharacterized. The transcript has 29 exons. Gene Ontology annotation, molecular function: lipid binding. The record is from RefSeq and is a predicted model, not a curated record. Lineage: Eukaryota; Metazoa; Cnidaria; Anthozoa; Malacalcyonacea; Nephtheidae. The coding region runs from base 1226 to 4168 and encodes 980 amino acids.
GAUCCAUUAGCAACCAUUAGUAAUGGCUCAGAUUACACAAAUGUUUACAUUGAAAAACUUCUCAUAAAGAGUUACGCAUUCAUUGCAUUGUUUUCCAUUAUUUCGCGGCGCAGAUUGCCUAUAGAAACAGCUUUACUUAAAGAAUUCUUUCAAGCUACGGGUGAUUCCAAAGAUGCUGAAAAACAUUAUCUGGUAGAUAUAGCGCAAAAAACAAUAUAUUCUACUUGGGUGCAACCGCUCCAAGGGCAAAGCUCACGCGAUGAAAUCGUGCCUUGGGCCAGCCCUUGCGUCUUGCGAUGACAAUUUUUUUGUCCUCGUGACUCAGCGCAUAGAAGACGUUCUGGACUUGGGAUUUAGCGGAUUUAAACUGUCAUUUAUAAACGGGAAGGAUUAAGUUUAAUCGGCUUUUGAUUACACAACACGGGCUUACAGCUGUUUGCUAAUAAAUUUCAUAUUUCAAUACGCAUCUUCAUAACUUUAAUUGAGAAGAUAUCCCGCAGCAGGGAAUUUUGAUAAAAAGAACCUGGUUUAAGAACUUUUCGGACGAUUCGUUUACAUAAACCUCAUUUGAUCAAACGUCCAUGACAACUAAAAUUGGUUGACAAUUACGCUUUAGGCAAAGUCAACAGAAAUCUGGACACCUUGACAACCGAGUUAGCGCCAGAAGUAAACAAAUCUUUGAGAAAAUAUCCCUUUUCGAAGUCAAUAAACUAGCUAUUACAUGACAGCAGUAAACUUUUAAGCCCGAUGACUUAUUAAAAAAGUUCCCCCGAAGUUUGCAGAAUAUCUUUCCUGCCAAAUUUCGCGCAAAAUUCGCAGAAUUUCGCGCGUUCAGCGAGAACGUGCCAACUGCCAAAGCAAUUGUAACAAAGCUUAUGAUAAUUGCAAAAAAGGUUAUCUCGCAAAAAUCCGACAAGAAGCCGUCUUAUUUAACUACGAGUUUACAGAAAGAUUUGGAACUCGCGUCCAGUCUUCCCAAUAUCAAGCCGAAGCUCCCCUGGCUCGGACGCAACGAAUACCUGCACAGACGCUACUAUGCUGCAGUGCCGGCCUAACUACAGCUAUGCCACACAAUUAACACGCGUUCCACUUCAGAAUACGUAUCGCAGAUUGUUACAAAUGCUGGACCAUUAAUUUCGAUUUCCAGAGAAUGACGCUUGCAUCAAAAUAGGACACACAGGAAACUCUAACUUCAAGAAAGGCGGAGGCAAUCGUUGAAGCGACCAUGGCUGAUGGCGGGGAGGUUUCAUUAUCCGCAAAUCAAAAAGAAACGAAAGAAAACGUGAACGUUAACGACGAAGAGGAUAUGAGAGCUUUCCGUGGCAAACAUUAUUUCCGGCUCGUCGCUUCCACGGCGGGAUUUGUUGUCCUCGCUUGGAUCUUUGGCCGGUUCGGUUGUGGCAUGGUGUGGCUGAUUCCGUUUCUAGUUUUCGUCUUCAGCUGGUGGAAUCGUACGUCUUCUGAAAUUCUGGAGACAACCUCGAGGUUGGCUGCCUUGCAAGCACAUCGGGAGAGGGCGUUUAAGAAUGCCGAGACCGCUGAAUGGCUGAAUUUUAUCCUGAAUAGAUGGUGUGUCUUCAGCGAUAGUUCUAUCCUGUCGUUGAUCAAGACAAGUUUGGAUCCAACGUUGGAGUAUUACAAACCCACGUUUAUAGAAUCUAUCGAAGUUGAAGAUUUUACCCUUGGAAAUCGUACGCCAUUUUUCAAAUACAUCGAAUGCUUUGAUUCCUUCGACGACAACAGAAAAAUCAAAGCAUCGGAACUAGCGAUGAGGUUCCCGCCAAGUGAUUUAGCUAGGACGCCCAAGUACAAAGCUGUUAUGGACGUCGAUAUCGGCCUCUCCUCACCUGAUUCCAAAUUUGUCAUACGAAUUAAACUUGCCAAAGCCGGGAUGCUGGAUCUAAGCACAGACAUAGCUGUUGAAGAUUUUCAUAUCCACGGAAAGAUGCAAUUCGUGUUCUCGUUCAACCGAAACAUUCCUUUCCCACAUCUUGCUGCGAUUUCUCUCUGUUUUCUUGAAGAACCCGAAGUUGAGUUCAAUAUUCGAAUGUUGAAAGCCGUUCAGCUCAUGGAGUUCCCGUUGCUGAAAAACUGGGUUGCGAAUCUUGUUAACGAUUGUUUAAAGUUGUCUCUGGUUGAUCCGGGAAGGUUAACAAUUCCUUUGUGUGAUGAUCCUGAGGUCCUAGGACAUGGAGCACAAUAUGCUUGUGGCAUUUUAACCCUGACCAUUGAAGGCGGUUAUGAUGGAAGACUUACAGACGAUGUUCAUUGGUGCGCUCUGACACUUGGAGAGCAAAAACGACAGAUGAAGGAAAUCAACCACGGCGACGAAUGGUCGGAUAAAAUCUCCAUUCUUGUCUACAGUUUAGUUUAUGAUAAGAUCAUUAUAAAGAUGAAAGCAAAAAGAAAGUUGGGAAAUAAAUACACUGUUUUGGAAUAUCAACUUCCUCUUGCAAGACUUGGCCUUGAUUUGGUUGGCAACCAUGAACAAGUAUUUGAGAAAAGUCGUCAGAGAGGGUCGAAACUAAAAGCCAUAUUUGAGUACAGUCCACUUCCUGUCUUAAAUAUCACCAACGAUACCACGGAAGAGGAAUUUCAAAAGAAUUAUCUGGACAAAAUGAGCGGUGAAGAGACGAAUGGACAAGUUGCUGGCGUGAUGUGUGUCUGUAUUCACAGCGCGCAGAAUUUGUUACCAAUGGACAAGAAUGGCUUGAGUGAUCCGUACUGCAUUGUAUAUGAGAAUAAGACAGAGAUCAAAGCCACGUCUUGUGUUGAGAACACGCUUGACCCAGUGUGGGAUAACGUAGUCGAAUUCUGCACAGCGGACUACACGAAAACUGUCGUCUCAUUGGUCCUUCACGAUAAAGACGUCACAGCACUGGAGACUUUGAGGAUAAAGGAUGAUCCCGAUGACUUUAUGGGAUCGUGUAACUUUUAUCUAACCAAGGAGGAACCGUAUUUCUUCAAAAGAAGAAUGGAUGUUUUGUUUCGCGUUAACGCCGGAACGAGUGGUCUGAAAAAGGCUGGAACAAUUUGUGUUUCCUCCAUGUUCAGACCAGUUGCUGCCGUAGCUCAAACAGAGAAAUUACGCCCAAUGGGAGGGUUGCCGGAUGGCGAGCCAUUAGACAAAAAAUUCCUGAAGAAGAAGACGGACCCGCAAGCGUUGGAGGCCAUUCAAAUUGCAGAAAAGGGUGGCAUUGAAAUUCAAAUCAUCCAAGGUCGCAAUCUUGUCGUUAUGGACGUAACAGGUAAAAGCGAUCCCUUUGUCACGAUAAAAUUCGGUUCUGGCAAAGGAAAGGAGAGAUUCAAAAGCCAAAUCAAAUAUAACACAUUGACCCCUGUCUGGAAUGAAACAUGCAGACUUCCCUUGCCAAACCAAGACGAUAAAAUGACCAUUGAUGUCUGGGACAAAGAUCCGUUGAGUCAAGAAAAAAUGGGUCAUGUGACAUUUACUCGAGCAGAGCUCAAAGCAUUUGAGAAAAAUCCGGGGGUAAAAGAAUGGUACAAGUUGAAGAAAGUGAAAACAGGAGAGAUCCAACUGGCCUUUACAUACGUCCCACCGCAGUCCCAACAAGGCGAUGCUGUAAGUGUUGACACCAGUAUCGAACGAUCUUCGACAGUGGACAGCGCCGUGAUCGAAAAGCCAGUAAAUAUGAACGACAAUAACAAUGGGGAACUGGGAAAUCAUUCCAACAAUCAAAUAUUUCACGAUGUUUCUGGAGAAGUGGGAGACGUGAAAGAUUUACCAGACAAUAAGGACCAGCCACAAGUCUACUUUAAAGCUCGGUUUGAUAGCCACAGAGGCGGAAAAAAGAGUCGCGCAAGUUUUUCUCAAAAUAAUGUACUUUUCAAAACUUCGUUUUUCCCGUAUGCGAAUAGACAUCAUUUGGGCGUACCUUUUCAGCAUAAAGGUACGAUUAAUUCCAACCAGUAUUUAAUACUGGAAGUGAAAGGAAAAGGAAAAACACACGAAACGGUAGAUUAUGUUGCUGUUUCCUUGGGCGAAUUGUUUGCAGGUAACAAGUACAGCAGUCGCUGGUUGCAUAUGGAUAAUGGCGCGAGCAUUCACGUGACAAUGACGUGCAAAGAAAUAACAACACUUCCUGGGAGCCCUGGGAGAACUGGUCGCUCAAGACUCAGCUUCAGAAGGAAAAAUGCCGAGACAUAACAAUCAAUGCUAAAAACUAACUUUUUAUCAAACAAUAAAUCUGUCAAGAUAAAAAAUACUUUUGUUAAAACAUAGAUACGCUUGUAUAAAAAUAAUUGUUAAAAUACUAAAUAAUCCACUAGAUAUUAAACCAGUAAAA